CAGACUUGCUGCUUGAGUUAGGUGCAAUAAAAUUGUGUUAUCAGUAGCGAGGAGGGCAGGCCCUGUGUGCUGGGACCCGCCCUGGGCCAUGCUGUCCAGGAGCCUGCUCCUUCCCUCUGCUCUUCAGAGCCCAGCAGCAGAGGGGGCCGGGCCAAGGGGCCACUGCCCCACCCUGUGCACAUCAAAGCUGGCCCCAACAAGCCAGGCGUGGUGGUGGACACUCCAGCCAGGGACCUAGCAAGGGCCCAGGGCAAGGCCUUUCCCUCUGAGCCUUGCGACCCUUCUCACCACUGUCCCUCCUGUCAAAUGUGACCCUGUGAGUGGUGGUCCUAGUGACUGAAAAGCCCUGAGCACAGAGCGGCCGAGCAGCAGCUAGAGGCUGGAGUGCUCCCUGGCCCCUAGUCCCCAGGCCCCAGUCCCGGAGCUGUAUUUGUACACUUCAGCUCUUUGCCGCAGCGCUCAAUGCGGAGACUCCGUCCGGCUCCCUGGCUCUGCUCGUUCGUGGCUGCCCCUCCCCCCAUGGCCAGAUGGUGCCUCUGACUCACUCCUGUGUACCCCACUCCUCCCCCACACCACAUCCCUUUUGAUGGCUGUGGAGUUUCCCAGCCUGCUCUUUCUUGGCGUUGCCCCUCCUGCUCCAGAGAACCUCAUCUGUGGGUUCCCUCUGCACCCCAAGAAGUACCCCCAUUGCUUCUCCAGCCACACUGGCUUCAGGGCUAAACUGAGACCCCUGCUGCCAGGGCCAGGGCCAGGGCCAGUGUGAGGCUCCUUGGAGUUGUCACCCGGUCCCGUCCUCUGACUCUACCCCCGAUCCUGCCUGCCCUGCGCAGAGCCCACAGCGGUACCAACCCAAGCCUGCUUGCAGACCUCACCUAGCUCCGCUCCAUCCUCCCUCGUGGCACUGGCCACUACCUCCAGAAGAGGUCAGCAGCCAGCGAGGGGUCGCUUGGGUGGCCGUAGUCCCUGGCUGGCAGGUGCCAGGCCAGAAGCCUUCAGCCUCACCACAGUGCUUCCACCUACCACAUGGGGUAAAGAGGAGGGCUCCAGUUGGCACCCGGGGAGGGGAGCCAUGAGGGCCCUGCAGGGCUGAGGAGCAGCUGACACGAGGGACUCAGGGGAUAAGCCUGGCCCAGGGACAGGCAGCCCCAAGCCGAGACCUCGGCCCCUGUGCCCCGAGAGUCCAGGAGGCAGGGAGAGUGCAGCAUAGGUAGGAACAGAGACCCCAUGGCAGGGAUGGGACAGGCCCACGGGCAGUCCCCUCCCUCAGCACCAGUACCUCAAGAUUUAUUUCUGGCUUUCCAACCACCCCCAAACUAUUUGGGGCAAGAGGAAGAAAAUAGUCAGUUACUUCCUCCUGACCCCUUUAUACCUCCCCACCCAGCCUUCUUUGACCCCUGAGCGUCUGACCAUGAGACUCCAGGAAAGCAGUACCCCCCCACGCCCAGCGUGCCCGCAGAGGGGAGGGCGGGGCCCCCAUUUAAGGAGGGAGAAGGGCUGCAGAGGGACAGAAAAACACAGGAGCUAGAAGUAGCGCUACAGGGAGGCCGGCAGUGGGACGGAGCUGGGGACCUGCGAGACCAGGCCGACUCUGAUAGCAGGGAGAGGAGGGGACGGCAAGACGGGAAGCGAUACCAGCCCCUCCCGAGUCAUGGCCCGGCUGGCCCUGUGCCUCUUCGCCCUGGCCCCCAUCCUCUGGAGCCUGGCAGCCUCCCUGGCCUGGAAGGCAGCCUCGGGCCAGGACCCCUUCGAGAAAUGCACUCACGAUCCUGACUAUGAGCAGCUGCUCAAGGUGGUGACCCUGGGCCUCAAUCGGACCCUGCAGCCCCAGAAGGUGAUCGUGGUUGGCGCUGGCGUGGCAGGGCUGGUGGCCGCCAAGGUGCUCAGUGAUGCUGGACACAAGGUCACCAUCCUGGAGGCAGAUAACAGGAUCGGGGGCCGCAUCCUCACCUUCCGGGAUCCCAAGACUGGCUGGUCUGGGGAGCUGGGAGCCAUGCGCAUGCCCAGCUCCCACAGGAUCCUGCACGCGCUCUGCAAGAGCCUGGGACUCAACCUGACGAAAUUCACCCAGUAUGACGAGAACACAUGGACGGAAGUGAACGGCGUGAAGCUGCGGAACUACGUGGUGGAGAAGAUGCCUGAGAAGCUGGGCUACAAACUGCGCCCCCAGGAGAGGGGCCGCUCCCCAGAGGACAUCUACCAGAUGGCUCUCAACAGGGCCCUAAAAGAUGUCAAGGUGCUGGGCUGCAGAAAGGCUCUGAGGAAGUAUGAAGGGUACACGCUCCUGGAGUACCUCCUCGGGGAGGGCAACCUCAGCCGGCCGGCCGUGCAGCUUCUAGGAGACGUGAUGUCCAAGGAUGGCUUCUUCUACCUCAGCUUCGAAGAAGCCCUGCGCGCUCACAGUUGCCUCAGCGAUCAGCUCCGGUACAGCCGCAUCGUGGGCGGCUGGGACCUGCUGCCGCGCGCCUUGCUGAGCUCGCUGUCCGGGCCCCUGCUGCUGAACGCGCCGGUCGUGGCGCUGACCCAGGGCACGCAGGACGUGCGGGUGCACGUCGAGACCCUGCCGACGUCGAGUGGGUCGAACAACCUGAAGGCGCUGACCGCCGACCUGGUGCUGCUCACGGUCAGCGGCCCGGCGCUGCAGCGCAUAGAGUUCUCGCCGCCACUGACGCGCAAGCGGCAGGAGGCGGUGCGCACGCUGCACUACGUGCCGGCCACCAAGGUGUUCCUGAGCUUCCGCCGUCCCUUCUGGUACGACGAGCACAUCGAGGGCGGCCACUCGAACACCGACCGCCCGUCGCGCACUAUAUUCUACCCGCCGCCGGGCGAGGGCGCGCUGCUGCUGGCCUCCUACACCUGGUCGGACGCCGCCGCCGCGUUCGCGGGCCUGAGCGUCGAGGAGGCGCUGCACCAGGCGCUGGGCGACGUGGCGGCGCUGCACGGGCAGCAGGUGUACCGGCUCUGGGAUGGCACCGGCGUCGUCAAGCGCUGGGCCGAGGACCCGCACAGCCAGGGUGGCUUCGUGAUGCAGCCUCCCGUGCUCGGGCAGACCGACGAGGGCGCCGAGCCCUACGACUGGUCGGCCCCCUACGGCCGCAUCUACUUCGCCGGCGAGCACACAGCCUACCCGCACGGCUGGGUGGAGACGGCCGUCAAGUCGGCGCUGCGGGCCGCCGUGAGGAUCAACAGCCCUGAGCAGCACAGCCGCGCGGAGUUCGCCCCGGAGGAGCUGCAGGCCGAGCGAAGGGCCGCCCCGGCCUGGCGCCUCCCGCGCCCCGCCCGCCGGGGGACCCCGCAUUAAAGUAUUUUCCGACGAAG
Chinchilla lanigera (long-tailed chinchilla) is the source of this 3315-nucleotide messenger RNA. RefSeq names its product interleukin 4 induced 1 (gene Il4i1). Lineage: Eukaryota; Metazoa; Chordata; Mammalia; Rodentia; Chinchillidae. Gene Ontology annotation, molecular function: L-amino-acid oxidase activity; polyamine oxidase activity. Bases 1649 to 3298 code for a protein of 549 amino acids. The transcript is spliced from 8 exons. Gene Ontology annotation, biological process: amino acid catabolic process. The record is from RefSeq and is a predicted model, not a curated record.